This is a messenger RNA of Pygocentrus nattereri (red-bellied piranha), 1388 nucleotides long. RefSeq names its product tumor necrosis factor receptor superfamily member 14-like. The record is from RefSeq and is a predicted model, not a curated record. Gene Ontology annotation, biological process: negative regulation of alpha-beta T cell proliferation; immune response; positive regulation of cytokine production involved in immune response. Lineage: Eukaryota; Metazoa; Chordata; Actinopteri; Characiformes; Serrasalmidae. Bases 382 to 1242 code for a protein of 286 amino acids. The transcript is spliced from 9 exons. Gene Ontology annotation, molecular function: protein binding; transmembrane signaling receptor activity. Gene Ontology annotation, cellular component: membrane; external side of plasma membrane.
UUAAAUAUGUAUGAGCUCUGUUCUGCGAUUAGAUCCUUACGAACCGAAACCGCAGGGUGCUGGUAACGAUCCACGGAUUCGGGAGCUUUUUAACGGGCAUAAAAGGAUUACUUUAAUAUGUAAUAGGAAACAGGAAUUUUGUUUGGGGAUUUUGGAGAAUCUGAACUGAACAGAGGAGAAACUGAACUCUCACAGCUACGUCGAGCGCUGGAUUUGUCGUGGGGGUCGACAAAAAUCCUCCUCUAAGAAAUGGAAAAACUGGACAAGGACUCUGAACUGAAUGAAUGUGUUGAGAAGAUGAUGAGCUGUAGAACUGUCCUCAGCAUGAAGUAAACUUGCAAAUGUUUUGGCAGAUGAUCUGAAGCUAAUACAGCAGGACAGAUGAAAAGUGCAGGAGAAACAUUUGUUUCUGCUUUUUUUAACAUAAGACACUACAACAGCACUUUUAAGAUGAUCUCUAGACUGGCGUUAUAUUUUUUCAUUACUAUUAUUUUCUCCCUAAAUUUUGAACUCUAUUCAUGCGCAUGUGCCCGUGCCGAAUAUGAGAUGGAGAAUGGAGAGUGUUGUCCUAUGUGUGCACCUGGAAAUCGUGUUUAUAGACACUGCACUGAGGAUACAAGCACUACAUGUGUUCCAUGUCUUGAUUCAACGUUCAUUGAUGCACCAAAUGGACUCAGAGACUGCUUUCACUGUACAGUGUGUGAUCCUGGUCAGGGUUUAAGAGUAAACAUUGCCUGCACUCGAUCAUCGAACACAGUCUGUGAGCCACUAGAUGGACAUUACUGUAUCGAUCAGCACAGAGGCGGCUGUAUAGUAGCACAGAAACACAUAAAAUGCCGCCCAGGACAAUAUGUAAAGCAUAAAGGAACAGCAUUUAAAGAUACUGAAUGUGCUGAAUGUUCAGAUGGAACCUUCUCAAAUGGCUCUCUUCAGAUUUGUCAACCUCAUUCAAAAUGUGAAGACCUGGGACUUACAGAAAUAAAGCCAGGAACACUUUCUUCUGAUGCUGAAUGUGGAAAUAAAAUUCCAGCUGGUCUCAUAGCUGGAAUCAUAGUACCUCUUGUUGUAACUAUAGCAGUGGCAGUUAUCAUAUUAUUUCUCAAAAUUAAACACCGUGCAUCUCAAUCAGCUGUUGUUCAAGAAACUGCAUUAGAGGAAUCUACAACAUUCAACACAAUGACACCUGUGGUGACAACAGGAAGGGGCUUUGAAGGUGACUGUUCUAUGAGGAGGGUCUUGUGAUUGAGAAGGACUUGCUUGUGAACAUCCUCAAAUUGAGACACAUGGGCACUGAAAACAGGAAACACAUUUGGAUCGACGUUUGAACAGCUCUACGAAAAAAAACACCCUGAAAAUAUUAGCAUUAAAAAUUUCUGUUUGUUCCUCUG